Trichomonas vaginalis G3 is the source of this 411-nucleotide messenger RNA. RefSeq names its product protein of unknown function, DUF4106 family. The record is from RefSeq and is a predicted model, not a curated record. Lineage: Eukaryota; Parabasalia; Trichomonadida; Trichomonadidae. Bases 1 to 411 code for a protein of 136 amino acids. The transcript has a single exon.
AUGAGGUCAUACAACUUGACAUUAGAUGCUAUGAACUUUAACAACAACUUCACAACAACUAUUAACCCUGAAAUGCAAAGUUCUAUUAUGCCAUAUGUGAAAGUAUGGACUCAUACAGGAGGUCAAAAAACUCAAUAUACAAAUGGAGACCGUUCAAACUUUUGGCUUGGCAUUCCAUUUGCUGACUCAGAAGACUUUAUGGGUGGUAUUUCAACUGUUGGUACAGUUCAAAUACAAUAUACUGGUGACAGAGACGGUCCAGAUGAAUUGAGAGCAAAGAAGUUUACAAAACCAAUAGCACUUUUCACGGAAGAUGCUCUUUUGAAGAUUCGUUCGAUGAAACCUGCUGGGGCUCCUCAGAUUGGCAUAACGACAGCUUCCAUCGAGCAGAUUUUGGCAGCAGGUCAGUAA